UCAGUCCCUUCAAAAUGACGAAGYUGUCCUGUUCCCCAGUGUUUGUGCUCCUGUGCCUAUCGUGUGUUGUUCAAUGGACCUUUGCGAACGACAUUGCCAUGAAAUUACUUGGAAGAACCUUGGAAUGGACGCCAGAGCCAAAUAUUGUUGUGUCGCCCAAGUUGUUGAUCGACGGCCUCUUUCAACUAUUCCUAGGAGCAGCCGGCCACACUCAAGCAGAACUCGGUAUUCUGCUAUUUGAAAACACUGCAGAGAACGAAGUCGAUCAGUUURUCCCGCUUAACAACAGUGACGAAUCUGAAAGUGUAAARCUAUACACGGCGAAUAGCCUCUUCGCUGCAGAUAGUAUAAAGAUAAGGGAUGACUAUCAAGCAGCUUUACGUCAGAUUUUUAAUUCCGAAGCUCAAUCAGUAGAUUUUGAAAAUCCAGAAACUGUUCACAAUAUCAACCGCUGGGUGGCUGAAAAAACCAAUGACAAAAUUAAGAGUUUUCUCUCAAACGUAAAUGUCGACACACAACUAUUGCUCAUCAGCGCCAUUUACUUUAAAGGAUUUUGGAGAGAUCCAUUUAACCCGAAUCUCACGAAUAAAAAACCAUUUUAUACGCCGUCGAGAGAAGUAUUAGUGGAUACAAUGGAAAAUGAUGGUUAUUAUAAUUACAAAUAUGUAGAAAAAUUAGAUGCAGAUGCUUUAGAGAUACCCUAUAUGAACUCGAAGAUAUCCAUGCUUAUUCUACUGCCUAGAAUUAGGAAUCGUUUCGAGGAAAUGCAAAAUAAAUUGCAUAAGGUAUCCCUCAAAGACAUAUCACCAACAGAAAGCGGUCCAUUCCACGUUGAAUUUCCGAAAUUUAAUUUGGACUUCCAAACGAGUUUCACUAAUAUUUUUAAAAGUGUAGGCAUCGUCGAUAUAUUCCAGAAUAGUGCUAAUUUCUCCUCCAUUUCUCCAACUCCCAUAUUGGUGAGCGAAAUCUUUCAGAAGGCCACAAUUGAGGUUCGUGAAAAUGGUACUGAAGCUUCAGCUGCCCAAGGCACAAUAAUGCUUCCUAUUAAUAUACCCAGCGUACCUGUUAUAUACACGGACUUUCUGAUAAACCACCCAUUUAUAUUUUUAAUCAAAGACAAUAUAAAUGCAUAUUUUGCUGGACGUGUUGUAAUAUUAUAAAGAUGUAUAAAAUAUUUAUWUUCCAAAAUAACAUACAUUUUGAAUUACAUUUUUGA
This is a messenger RNA of Drosophila arizonae, 1216 nucleotides long. Its product is annotated as serine protease inhibitor 42Dd. Gene Ontology annotation, molecular function: serine-type endopeptidase inhibitor activity. The record is from RefSeq and is a predicted model, not a curated record. Lineage: Eukaryota; Metazoa; Arthropoda; Insecta; Diptera; Drosophilidae.